CUGGAAACAGCAUAGGCUUUACUGUAUAUGAGUAGUAAUGUUGUUAUAAGUGUAAUAUCUUCUGAUAAACCUCAGACUUUAGAACAAGAACAAUGGCAGACGAAGCUCCUUUCCAGUUUCUACAUAACGAAGUGAUACAGUACAUUUACAAGACAGCAGAAAGCGGAGAGACGGAGAAUGGACGAAAUAUCACCAGACUGGAGAACAUGGGCUUCAGAGUGGGACAGGGGCUGAUAGAGAGGCUGACAAAAGACACAGCGCGGUUCAAAGAUGAGCUGGACAUCAUGAAGUUCAUCUGUAAAGACUUUUGGACCUGUGUGUUCAAGAAGCAGAUCGACAACCUCCGAACCAAUCACCAGGGUAUCUAUGUUCUUCAGGACAACAAGUUCCGAUUACUGAGUCAGCUGUCAGCAGGGAACCAGUAUAUGGAACACGCCCCAAAGUAUCUGGCCUUCUCCUGUGGCCUGGUGAGAGGAGGUCUGUCCAACCUGGGAGUGAAGAGUAUAGUAACCGCUGAGGUGUCUGUCAUGCCUGCAUGUAAAUUCCAGGUCAUGAUCCAGAAAAUGUAGCAACUCCUGCAGAGGCUGCUCUCGCUCUACAUUCUCUUUUGCCUUCAUUUAUCCUUGAGUUUGUGGCAUUAAAGGGAAAUAGUACCUAUCUCCAUCAGCACAAUCUGUUUCUCUACACUUUGAGGUAUAAACAAACUUUUGCCAAUUCUCACUGUAAUCGUCAAACGUCAGAGCCUCAGAGGAGUGUUUCCUGUUGACACACUAUUACUUUAAUAUGAGAGGUCAAACACUUUCCAGUGGUUCUUGUUAAAUGACUUUGUGAUGGAUAUUGUCAUUGUAGAAGAGCCCUCUGGUGGCACAAUGAUUGAACUGCAUGAUGUCAGUUUGAAGUCAUACACAGUAUGAACUGUAUAUAUAUGUCUUUAUGCAUAUAUAUAUAU
Scomber japonicus (chub mackerel) is the source of this 949-nucleotide messenger RNA. It is a transcript of the gene trappc6b, whose product is annotated as trafficking protein particle complex subunit 6B. The transcript has 6 exons. Gene Ontology annotation, biological process: regulation of GTPase activity; endoplasmic reticulum to Golgi vesicle-mediated transport. Gene Ontology annotation, cellular component: trans-Golgi network; TRAPP complex; cis-Golgi network. The coding region runs from base 93 to 569 and encodes 158 amino acids. NCBI's taxonomy places the organism in Eukaryota, Metazoa, Chordata, Actinopteri, Scombriformes, Scombridae. The record is from RefSeq and is a predicted model, not a curated record.